GUAGAAUAUCACGUAUAUGUUAUAAAUCUGUGUGCAUCUGGGAAGUCUACAGGCAUUGUUAUACAUACAGGAUGCAACACGCUUAAUACAACGGGGAGAUAUACAAGCUAUGUGUACAUAAGGAAGGGCAGGCGGUGGUAUACACAUAGGAUACCCAUUGUUUACAACCUUGUGUACAUCAGGGAGGCGUGAAGGCUGUGGUGUACACGGACGUCAUGCAAACCCUCCUCAUGUUCCUGGGUGUGUUGGUGGUGGUGAUCAUCUGUUGUGUCGACCUCGGGGGUCUUGGUAACGUGUGGAGGAUCGCUAACGAGGGCAACAGGAUUGAGUUCUUCAACCUGGACAGCAGCCCCUUCGUCCGUCACACCUUCUGGUCGACCUUUGUCCUUGGCUUCUACAUGAUGGUUGGUGAUAUUGGUCUCAACCAGGCCGUCUACCAAAGGUUCGCCUCCGUCUCCUCUCUACGUAUAGCUAAAAGGCUGAGCAUCUUCCUGGUUGGGAUAUACUGCCUGUGGACAGUGUUCUUUCUCUCCGGCUUGGUUGCCUUCGCCACCUACAGCACGUGUGACCCCCUCACCUCCGGGAAGAUCACCAAACCAGACCAGAUCCUCCCCUUCUUGGUGACCGACAAACUGAGUCACCUUACAGGACUCGCUGGGGUGUUUGUGUCGGCGGUGUACGGUGGUGUACUGAGGUCUCUGCCUUUCUUACUUGGAAUCUUGUUACUUUUGUUUCCUGUGUUACUUGUGUUGAUUGUUUUGCGUUCUACUUGGAUCUGUGUUAUUUGUGUUGGUUGUUUUGCGUGCUACGUGGACCUGUGUCAUUUGUGUUGAUUGUUUUGCGAGUUACCUGGAGCUCUGUUACUUAUGUUGUGUUACUUGUGACAUGUUAAGUGUGUUACGUGUUACCUGUGCCCUAUGUUAUUUGUAUUAUCUGAAAUUUGUGAACUAUGAUAUUUAACAUGCGUUUAACAAGUGUGUCUGUGUAAAUUUUGUAACCUGUAACCUAUGUUAACAAAUACCUGUGUCAUCUACUGUAUGUUAGGUGUGUUGUUACCUGACGAGGACCUGUGUUACUAAUGUUACCUGGACCUGAUUAUGGUAAAGUUGUAUGGUCAUAAAUAAUGUUUAUAUUUGGAAAUAAUAUUAUACCAUACUUGUACAUUCUCCACCACACACCAUCACC
Messenger RNA from Homarus americanus (American lobster), 1185 nucleotides. RefSeq names its product sodium-coupled monocarboxylate transporter 2-like. The record is from RefSeq and is a predicted model, not a curated record. Gene Ontology annotation, molecular function: symporter activity. Gene Ontology annotation, cellular component: membrane. Lineage: Eukaryota; Metazoa; Arthropoda; Malacostraca; Decapoda; Nephropidae. Gene Ontology annotation, biological process: transmembrane transport; sodium ion transport. The transcript is spliced from 3 exons. Bases 216 to 833 code for a protein of 205 amino acids.